AUGGCUCGCCUCAUUCGUCUAUUUGAUAAGAACCACUUCAAGGUUGCUAACGGUUCGCUUGCGUCGUUUGUACCUCCAAGUUGUUCCGAGCAAUGUCAAGUUGAAAAGAAAAUGUUGCAAGAUACGGUGGCCAGGCAGAAUGCCGACCUAAGUCGAUUACGAAUGGACUGCGAGCGUUUGAGCGCUGUAGACAUUCGAAAGGACAUUCGAAUUUCAGAGUUGAACAAAGAGGUUGAAUCAGCGAAGGCAAGGAUCGUCGCGUUAGAAGAACUAUGCCGUAACCAAAUGGACGGCAUCCUGUCAACGGCAUCUUCAUCUUCAUUUGAACGCAAGGAAGGAUCGCAGAAAGAAGAGACAGCUCAUCAAGGAGGUUUGUAAAU
This is a messenger RNA of Strongylus vulgaris, 380 nucleotides long. The record is from the annotation of a GenBank genome assembly. Lineage: Eukaryota; Metazoa; Nematoda; Chromadorea; Rhabditida; Strongylidae.